ACCCACAGUUGAGCUCCGCUCAAUGCUGAUUCUUUUAUUUAAAAAAUGUAUCAAGGGAAGCCAAAUGCUUGCUGGCAUCAGUCAAUCAAAUUCUACAGCUACUUUGUCACUCUUUUUGUCCAGACAGCAUUAGAUACAUGGACUACACAUACUGAGACAGAGGAGUGCUGUUUCCCUCGUGCGGUUAAUCUCUCUGAGAUCCAGCCACUUGCUAAUUGAUGGAAAAUUAUAAACUUAUUGGUCAAAUAUUUGUGAAAGCAUGGCGUUUCCUUUGCCCAAGGCUAACAAAACAGUCCAGUCUACAAUGGAAUGCACACCAUGUUUAAACGGAGCACAAUAACUGCACCGGGGCCUAUUUUUUAAAGUGUAGUUACGAGAGUGUAGAAUGUGGUUCAGCUUGUUGCACCAGUAAAGUCUUAGGAUCAUAUUAUCGUCAAAGGGAUCUGACAAAUGGAAGGAUCAUACUGAGGCCCACUUGAAUAAUGUGUCUGUAGUUGUCUAUAGUUUGAGAAAAAGGGCUUCAACAAUCUUAGCCUUUUGAAUUCCGUGACAUUGUUAAACCUUGCACACAUCACACAGGUGUGUGUGUGCCUCAAAGCCUCCCUCUGGCAUACAGUCACACAAGAGCCCAGAGAUGGCCACCUCGCUUCGCGUUCCUAGGAAACUAUGCAGUAUUUUGUUUUAUUGUGUUAUUUCUUACAUUGUUACCCCAGGAAAUCUUAAGUUUUAUUAAAUACAGUCGGGAGGAACUAUUGGAUAUAAGAGCAAUGUCAACUCCCCAACAUUACAACCAGGAAUACGACUUUCCCGAAGCAGAUCCUCUGUUUGGUCCACCACUCAGGACAAUGGAUCGGAUCCCAGCCGGUAACCCAAAACGACAGCGGGGCAGACGGCGCAGUCUUCUGGUCAGGCUCCGUAGAUGGGCACAUCGCUCACCGCUCCCGAGUAUACUACUCGCCGAUGUCCAGUCUCUUGACAACAAGGUAGAUGAAAUCCGAGCAAGAGUUGCCUUCCAGAGAGACAUCAGAGAUGGUAACUUUCUUUGUUUCACGGAAACAUGGCUCACUCGGGAUACAUCAUCGGAGUCGGUACAGCCACCUGGCUUCUUCACGCAUCGCGCCGAUAGAAACAAACCUCUCUAGUAAGAAGAAGGGCGGGGGUGUAUGCCUUAUGAUUAACGAGACGAUGUGUGAUCAUAACAACAUACAGGAACUCAAGUCCUUUUGUUCACCUGACCUAGAAUUCCUCACAAUAAAAUACAGACUGCAUUAUCUACCAAGAGAAUUCUCUUAGAUUAUAAUCAGUUGUGUAUAUCCCCCUCCAGGCAGACACAUCGACGGCCCUGAAAUAACUUAAUUUGACUCUAUGUAAACUGGAAACCACAUAUCCUGAGGCUGCAUUUAUUGUUGCUGGGGAUUUUAACAAGGCUUAUCUGAAAACAAGGCUCCCUAAACUGUCAGCAUAUCGAAUGCGCAACCCGGGCUGGCGCAACCCUGGAUCAUUGUUAUUCUAACUUCCACGACGCAUAUUAAGCCCCCCCCUCCUUUCGGAAAAUCUGACCACAACUCUAUUUUGUUGCGCCCAGCCUAUAGACAAACUAAAACAGGAAGCGCUCGGGUCUGUUCAACGCUGGUCCGACCAAUCAGAUUCCACGCUUCAAGAUUGUUUCGAUCACGUGGACUGGGAUAUGUACCGCAUACCGCCGGGCAAUAACAUUGAUGAAUACGCUGAUUUGGUGAGCGAGUUUAUUAGCAAGUGCAUCUGUGAUGUUGUACCCACAGCGUCUAUUAAAACGUUCCCCAACCAGAGACUGUGUAUUGAUGGUAGCAUUGGCACAAAAGUGAAAGCACGAACCACUGCUUUUAAUCAGGGCAAGGUGACCGGAAACAUGACCGAAUACAAACAGUGUAGCUAUUCCCUCCAAGGCAAUCAAACAAGCUAUGCGUCAGUAUAGAGACAAAGUAGAGUCGCAAUUCAACGGCUCAGACAUGAGGUAUGUGGCAGGGUCUACAGUUAAUCAGGGUCUACAGUCAAUCACGGACGACAAAAGGAAAACCAGCCCUGUCGCGGACCACGAUGUCUUGCUCCCAGACAAACUAAACUUCUUUGCUCGCUUUGAGGACAAUACAGUGCCACUAACACGGCCCGCUACCAAAACCUGCGGGCUCUCCUUCACUGCAGCCAACGUGAGUAAAACACUUAAGUGUUAACCCUCGCAAGGCUGCAUGCCCAGACGGCAUCCUCAGAGCAUGCGCAGACCAGCUGGCUGGUGUGUUUACUGACAUAUUCAAUCAAUCCUUAUCCCAGUCUGCUGUUCCCACAUGCUUCAAGAGGGCCAGCAUUGUUCUUGUUCCCAACAAAGCAAAGGUAACAGCUAAAUUACUAUCGCCCCGUAGCACUCACUUCCUUCUUUAUGAAUUGCUUUGAGAGACUAGUCAAGGACCAUAUCACCUCCACCCUACCUGACACCCUAGACCCACUCCAAUUUGCUUACUGCCCUAAUAGGUCCACAGACGACGCAAUCACUCUGCCCUAACCCAUCUGGACAAGAGGAAUACCUAUGUAAGAAUGCUAUUUGUCGACUACCGCUCAGCAUUUAACACCAUAGUACCUUCAACACGCCCUGUGAAACUGGGUCCUGGACUUCCUGACGGGCCUCCCCCAGGUGGUGAGGGUAGGUAACAUCUCCACCCCGCUGAUCCUCAUCACUGGGGCCCCACAAGGGUGCCUUCUGAGCACUCCUGUACUCCCUGUUCACCCAUGAUUGCGUGGCCAUGCACGCCUCCAACUCAAUCAUCAAGUUUGCAGAUGACACUACAGUGGUAGGCUUGAUUACCAACAACGAUGAGACGGCCUACAGGGAGGAGGGGAGGGUCCUUGGAGUGUGGUGUCAGGAAAAUAACCUCACACUCAAUGUCAGCAAAACAAAGGAGCCCCCCAUCCACAUCGACGGGACAGUAGUGGAGAAGGUGGAAAGUUUUAAGUUCCUUGGCGUACACAUCACAGACAAACUGAAAUGGUCCACCCACACAGACAGCGUGGUGAAGGCGGCGCAGCAGCGCCUCUUCAACCUCAGGAGGCUGAAGAAAUUCGGCUUGUCACCAAAAACACUCACAAACUUUUACAGAUGCACAAUCGAGAGCAUCCUGUCAGGCUGUAUCACCGCCUGGUACGGCAACUGCUCCGCCCACAACCGUGAGGCUCUCCAGAGGGUAGUGAGAUCUGCACAACGCAUCACCGGGGGCGAACUACCUGCCCUCUAAGACACUUACACCACCUGAUGUCACAGGAAGGCCAAAAAGAUCAUCAGAGACAACAACCACCCAACCCCAUGCCUGUUCACCCCACUAUCAUCCAGACGGUGAGGUCAGUACAGGUGCAUCAAAGCAGGGACCGAGAGACUGAAAAACAGCUUCUUUCUCAAGGUCAUCAGACUUAAACAGCCAUCACUAACAUUAAGUGGCUGCUGCCAACAUCCUGACUCAUCUCUAGCCACUUUAAUAAUGGAAAAAUGUAUGUAAUAAAUUUAUCACUACCCACUUUAAACAAUGCCACUUUAUAUAAUGUUUACAUACCCUACAUUACUAAUCUCAUAUGUAUAUACUGUACUCUAUACCAUCUACUGCAUCUUGCCUAUGCCGUUCGGCUGUUGCUCAUUCAUAUAUUUUUAUGGACAUAUUCUUAUUCAUUCUUUUACAUGUGUGUGAUAUAAGGUAGUUUUUGUGAAAUUGUUAGGUUAGAUUACUGCAUGGUCGGAACGAGAAGCACAAGCAUUUCGCUGCACUCGCAUUAACAUCUGCUAACCAUGUGUAAGUGACAAAUAAAAUUUGAUUUGAAGUUAACAUGCAAACCCUCUUUACUCAAGCUCAAAGUAUCACUCUACAGUCCAGUGUAACGGCCAAGGCCUGAAAGCCCGUCCCAUGCUGGCACGUCACACAGAUGACGGUUAAUCCUGCAUGGUGGUGAAGAAUCAACCCAGAUUAUACUGCAUUAGACGCUUAUGUCAUUGGCUUGCUGCUUGAUGCUCUAUUUCAGGAUUCUGUUCCAGUGAGGGAAGCCUCCAGUUGGUCUCUCACAGAUGAUCUCCCUACUAUCUUGACGCUGUGUUGGCAUGGAAAACUGUUGGACUUCACCAACUAUAGAGCCAUCAAUAGAAACCCAUGAGCUCUCCGGCAUAGCAAGAAUGACGAUGUCCCCCUCGUGGCAUCAUAACAACCUUCCUACAAUGCACUCCUCCACCAUGCCACUGUCCAAGAGUUCCUACAAUGUGUUAAGUGCCUUCUGCACUGAGGACAAUGUUCCCCGGUGUAUCUCUUACAUUAAUCAGGAGAUGGACUCUCUGGGGUUCUCCUCUGCAUGUAUUGAGGCCAGCUCACCAGAGGUAAGCGGGGGGCUGAACACUGUGCCAGCCCUGAACAGCAUGUAUGAGCUGCUCCAGAUGCAGCGCCGCAGCCAACACAGCCUGCAGGAGCAGGAGACAGAGCAGCUGAAGAGAUCCAGCACCCUGGAACACCUGCAGAUCACCAACUCCAGACUCAAGGAUCAGCUGGAGCUCUCUAAAAGAGAGACAUCAGGACUGCACGAGGCAGAGAGGCAGCUGCAACUCAAAAUCAAGACUCUGCAGAACUGCCUUAAAACUGAAAAAGAUGAGGUGCAGAAGCUCCAGAGCAUCAUCGCCAGCAGAGCCUCUCAGUACAGCCAUGAUGCCAAGAGGAAGGAGAGGGAGAGCACCAAACUCAAAGAACGCCUCAACCAGCUACUGGUGGAAAAGAGGGAUAAGAAACUCGCGAUUGACGUAUUGAACUACUUGGGACGGGCUGAUGGGAAGAGAAGCCAAUGGAAGACUGGAAAGGUCGAGGCCAGACAUGAGGGGGAGAUGUACAGGUCCCUGCUGAGUGACUAUGAGGUUCGUCAUAGAGCCCUGAUGCUGGAGAACGUUGAGCUGAAGAAGGUGCUGCAGCAGAUGAAGCGGGAGAUGGUGUCCAUUCUGAGUCCUAGUCCUAGGAAACCAUGCUCCAGCUUCAGAGACCAUGUGGAAGACAGCCUAGAACUGAGUACCAGAAGUCCCCUACGUGACAGUACAGCCGGCUCAGACAGGGAUAAGGAGGUUGGCGACUGCAGUAGAGAGACCCUGGACCAGUCAUGUGAACACGCCCGGGAGCAGCUGACCAAUAGCAUCCGGCAGCAAUGGAGGAGACUGAAGAGCCACAUGGAGAGACUGGACAGCCAGGAAUGUGUUGUGUCAUCAGCCUCCCUGGUGCAGCAGAGCCAGCAGCGUGCUGGUAAAGAGCUGGUCACCAGACAGAUCCAUGAGAAGGAGAUGGAGAGGAUGAGACUGGAGGUCCAGCAGUGUAAAGAUUUCAUCCAGACACAGCAGCAGCUCCUACAUCAGUUAAACUCUCCCUGCUAUGAUGAUGAGACUGCUGCUCUUCUGAAUGACUGCUACACUCUGGAGGAGAAGGAGCGUCUCAAAGAGGAGUGGAGGCUCUUUGACGAGCAAAGGAAGAACUUUGAGAGGGAGAGGGAGAACUUCACUGAAGCUGCCAUUCGCCUCGGAUAUGAGAAAAAGGCUUUCGAGGAAGACCGUGCCUCGUGGCUCAAGAAUCAGUUCUUGAACAUGACUCCAUUUGUGGACCGAAAAAGACAUUCUGCAUCAGAAACUCAACAUGCCUUAUCAACUAGUAGUGAGCCCGAUAUGAGGAUCCCCUCCACUCCAGCCAGGCUGACCAAAUCCCGGACGUACGCUGCGUUCUCCACUCCUAAAGCUGUCGCUGGCAUGCCCUCCACAGCUGAUCUCUACCACACACUACGCCUCAUACCAGACAGCAGCAGCUCUUCCAGAGGCAGUUCAAAACGAGGGAGCUGGCAGGAGUCCAACACCAUCCAUAGUAGAGAAGAUUCUCGGGUCAGGUCCAGGGACAGAUAUGGAGGUGGAGACUGCUGCAGUAUCUUCUCGCUAGGGUUAGAGGAAAACAGCCUCACCUGAAGACACUCCAGUGACAUUUAUAUUACUGUGGACUCAACAGACCACUCCAAUGGCAGUCCAUGGCCGUGUUCAUUAGGCACCAAACAGAAUAAAAUGUAAUGUAACAGAAGGGCUUCCUGGAUUUGUCCAAUAUGUCACACUCAUUUUUGUUUUCUGUUGUGUGCCCUAAUGAACAUGACCCAUGUUUCAACACCACCACUGUCUCAGGACGAACAGUGGUACAUCGUUGUUCACCAAAACUCGAUUGAAUCAGAACUUUAAUGAACAUGUAGAUUUGUUUUUUUUUUUCUUUAUUUUAGAUUUUUACUGAGUAAAGCAUCUCCAAGUCUAAGUGUGAAGUGGCAGCCAAACCUUGAUUUGGGUAAAUCAGGGUUCUGCUAAUACCAAUUCGGUGCCUUUUUUAGAUAAGUUACUUGGUCAACAAAUUUGUCACAAUUUUAACAUUCUAUCAUAAAUGGCACAUGUUCAACUUUUUUUUAACACGUUUUCCCAUCAAGAGGUGUUGAAUCUACAAAUGAUUAUAGUAAAUGCUUAUUAAGUUCCCAAUAUAGUAACAGGGUUGAUGAUGUCAUCCUAUAUCAGCCAUUAAUGUCCUUGUGACAGGGGGAAUGGAAGUUUGUGGUGUGCAACAGGGAGUGGCAAUUGAAUGCAAGCUUCACCAUUUUUUUUUUUUUUUUUAAAUUUUUCUAGCCUUUAUCUAUGGGUAGCAGGGUUGACUUGUUAUGCUCGACCUGCUCAGUUUCACUACAAAACACCAGAAAAUGGCCAAAAAGAAUAGAACCAGCUCACCUGCUUUUACAGUAUGAUUUUACUAUUAGAUGUUCAAUGUUUCCUUAGAAUAAAAAAGGAUUCGUUUCAUUAAAACAAGAGCUCAGUUCAUGUAACAGGGUUGACCUUAAAAUGAGGGAUAGACAAAUGAAUCACUAAUCCAUGAAAUAAAUAAUCUUCAGAAAUGGCUGUCAAAGCAACAAUAAUUGGGGCUUUACAAUGAUUGUGAAAUGUUGGUUAAAAUGUUCCUAGAAGUCACUGAGGGUGCAUGGAGGGACAUAUCAAAAUGCUGAAUUUUGGCACUUUAGCAGGUCUUUACUCAUUAAAAAUAGGAAUUAUUUUAUUCUCCAUGAAAGAGAACUUCAUUUAAUAUAACAGACUUCUAAAAUACAAUAUUGGUGCACAAUUUCUACUUAAACAGAAAUUCUGCUCAAACGAUAUUUCUGUAUUUUAUUUUGUCAUUAGUCGCAUGUUUUAUAUGGGCCCCAAAAUGUUUUGCAUGUCAGCAGUCAAGUUUUCAAGAUAUUGGACUUUCAAGAGAUGCAAAAGGCACUGUUUUUGUGGAACGAACCAGAUAUUUUCCGAAAAUGUGCGAAAAGCUAUCAAUAGGCUACUGCCUAGUCCUGAAUGUUUACACAUCGUUUUCACUCCAAAUCAUUAAUAUUAUUUUAAUUAACUUUAUUCUAAAUGUUUAAUGUUAAGUGAUAUGCUGCUCUGAAACUGCAAUAAAUGUAUUUAUUUUUAACUGA
Molecule: messenger RNA, 7503 nt
Organism: Oncorhynchus masou masou (cherry salmon)
Lineage: Eukaryota; Metazoa; Chordata; Actinopteri; Salmoniformes; Salmonidae
Product: afadin- and alpha-actinin-binding protein-like
Exons: 13
Coding region: 4112-5986 (624 amino acids)
Biological process (GO): intraciliary transport involved in cilium assembly
Cellular component (GO): centriolar satellite; ciliary basal body
Source: RefSeq, a predicted model, not a curated record